AUGUUUUUCUGGCCAGACCAGUCUGAGUUUGUGAGGAUUGCUGCUAUGUUUGGAGCCAAAAUCAUACAUUUUGGUGUUGUUGGAGAAGAUGAUACUGGUGAGUUGAUUUUUAACUAUGAGGACCAAAUGAAGAUUCCAUAUCUCAGACAAUUUAUACAGGAAUUAACUGAUGAGGUCGUGCAGCUUAGGAGUAACGUUGAAGGUGAAGUAGCAAACCAAGAUGUACACUUUCCAGUGAUGCGUCCCAAACUACCUCGGAGAUUUUAUUAUCUGUUUGGAAACCCAAUUGAAACACAAGGGAGACAGCAGGAGCUAAGGAAUAGGGACAAGGUACAUGAGUUGUAUGUAGAGGUGAAGUCGGAGGUAGAAAGGUGUCUAUCUUAUCUAAAAGAGAAAAGACGGAAUGAUCCUUAUCGGAGUAUAUUAUCACGUUUGGUUUACCAGCUCACACAUGGCCCUGAAUCUGAAAUCCCAACAUUUGAACCCUAA
This is a messenger RNA of Lactuca virosa, 489 nucleotides long. NCBI's taxonomy places the organism in Eukaryota, Viridiplantae, Streptophyta, Magnoliopsida, Asterales, Asteraceae. The record is from the annotation of a GenBank genome assembly.